AUGCCCGCAUCAGAUGAGGAUUCGGCAUUCUCUCCCCAGAAUGCCCCGCGUGGGCUUGAUCUCUCUACAAUGGAAACUGAUACGGUCAUCGUCGGCAAUGGGCCGUCGGCCAUGAUUCUCUCAUAUAUACUGCACGGUUAUAUCCCAUUCUACUCGUCCGACCCCCCACAUCCAGACCCAUUACUGGACGCCAAGUUGAAAAAUGCGCCCAAUCUCUUGAAUAUCAACGUAGACGUGCUGACCGCACAUUUCGCCGCCUCGCGCCUGUCAUAUUCCACCCAGGCUUUGCCCGUGAAUGUGCUGCUGGAUACCCUGGUACGACCCAGCCUCGAUAUUGAAGAGUCAGGCAACACUUCCAAUGUCGAGUGGCGAUAUAUGCCUGAAAAGGCUGUCUCACAUCUGAUUUUUGGCAAGUCGACCGACCCUGGAGGCCAAUGGACCGAACAUCCCCACGGGGCAAGCUGGGAUAUUCGGACCCUGAGCUAUGCUGCCAUGUUGUCGCUCCCCGGUUACUCCUUCGCGGACCAUCAUAAACGACAUACGGGCCAGGACCUGGCACCUUUCACACGACCUACGAGACGCGAAAUAGCAGAAUAUUUCCGCCUCUACCCAGCGGCAGUCAAUAUCGGCGAAGUUUUCCGGUGCGGAGAGGAGCUGAGUGACAUUUCCCGCACUGCGAAUGGUUUCUACAUCAAAUCACAUAAUCUUCACUGCAAGCGAUUGGUACUUGCAAGUGGUAUCUUCACCGAGAUUCUUCCGCCAGUCCCGAUCCUUCAGCCUCUCCUCCAAACUCAAUCAAAUCCUUCAGUGCCGCUGCUUGUCAUUGGCUCAGGCUUCUCCGCUGCCGACGCGAUCAUCUCCGCCGCGCCGAACCAAAAAAUCAUCCAUGUCUUCAAGUGGGCCCCCGAGGAUCGGCCAUCACCUCUGCGGGGCUGUCACCAACACGCCUACCCAGAAUAUGCCGGUGUUUACCGACUAAUGAAGAAGGCCGCUCUGGCUGGGGCCACAAAUCAACGACCGAAAUACCGUCGCGGCAGCUCGACCCCCUUCUUAGAAAGUCGCGAUUGGGCUGACGUCUACGAGGGCAUUUCCAACAUAGAGAUUACCGCUGUCGAAAUACAAGAUGGAUUAGCGCAUGUCACAUUUCGCCGACCGGACGGGUCCACAUUUUUGAAAUCUGUCCAGGGUCUUGUUUAUGCCGCUGGGCGGCGUGGUACCUUGGGGUAUCUUGAUAGCGAACUCCGCUCCGAAGUCCUCGGACAUAACCAUUCAGAUGAUGCCACCGUUUCGGCGCAGACUCUCCGUGCGAAGGCAAUUGAAGACUUGGAAGUUGCCCCGGGAGUGCAUAUCAUUGGAAGCUUGACUGGCGAUUCACUUGUGCGCUUUGCGUACGGAGGUUGUGCCUAUGCAGCGGGACGGCUCAUUGGAGAGCGAGAGGGCGACCUGGGAACCCGCAGCACCUGUAGUAGCAGAGUGUCGACUCGGCCCCAAUCCUCAUCCCUGCCUGUCAUGAAUGGGAUGGAUGGCCACGAUAUCUUCCCUAAUGAUAUGUCCGUGGUGACCCGAGACGAUACCCUGAGCAAGGUGUCAACGGCCGGAGUGCCAUCCACCCAGAGCUGGUGGAGGACAGUGACGCGUAUGUGGAAGGACUUCAUACGAUAA
Penicillium pulvis is the source of this 1662-nucleotide messenger RNA. RefSeq lists its product as uncharacterized. The record is from RefSeq and is a predicted model, not a curated record. The coding region runs from base 1 to 1662 and encodes 553 amino acids. NCBI's taxonomy places the organism in Eukaryota, Fungi, Ascomycota, Eurotiomycetes, Eurotiales, Aspergillaceae. The transcript has 2 exons.